Molecule: messenger RNA, 2898 nt
Organism: Phascolarctos cinereus (koala)
Lineage: Eukaryota; Metazoa; Chordata; Mammalia; Diprotodontia; Phascolarctidae
Source: RefSeq, a predicted model, not a curated record
AGACACCUGGCUCCCUCCGCUAGACUUCCUCUGCACACGUCAGUUCCUACUCCGCUGUUCCAACCCAAAGUUGGGGAGCCAGGAGCCGAGCCCACGGAACAGACAGAAGGAGUCCCUCCGUCCGAGAGCAGCGGGACCCAGGCACAGCAGUUCCCUCAAUAGAAAUUGGAAAGUCUGGAAAAGAGAAGGGUUUGAAGGAAGUUAUAUUGAAGUUCUUUUUUGGAUGUGUUGAAUUUGUGAUGCCUUCGGGACAUCCAGCUUGAGAUGGCCAACAGGGUGAAUGUGUGUCCCGCCCCCCCACCCCUCCAUAACCUGGUGCUGAGAAUGGCUUUCUCCACGUUGAACAGCACGCCUCCCAGAGCGGAUGGUGAGCUGUGUCCCAGCUGUGGGCAGCUGCAUCAAGCCUUGGACAACCACCUCUACAACUUCCAGGAUGAGGUGGACGAUGAGCUGACCUGCAAUAUCUGCCUGCAGCCAUUGCUGCAGCCUGUGGACACGCCUUGUGGCCACACCUACUGCUACCGCUGCCUCGAAAGCUUCCUGCAGGAUUCCGAUUUCUGCCCCAUGGACCGGGAACCCUUGACGUUCCCCAGCUGCCGCAAGUCAACCUUGUUGGUGAGAAACCUGCUGGACAAGCUUAUCGUCUUUUGUCCUUUCCCUCCUGAUUGUCUUCUCACCAUGCAGAGGUGUGAGCUGGAAGGUCAUCUCCAGAAUAGGUGCCCUGGCUUGAGGAAAUACCAGGCCAAAAUGGUGGAGGAGAAAUGUCAGCCGGACCACAAGAAACAAGAAGUGCCCCUCGAGCCAGAAGCAAGCAACCCUUGUGGGGAGAACUUCUUUGAUAUUGAUGCCAUCUUAUCAAUGGACUCUGAGUAUUCAUCUGUUGCCCCCAUGGUACCCUGGAGUAGCCCAGAGCCUGGCUUGGUGAAUCCAGCAUUUGAGGAGACAGAUGAAGAUUCCAUCCUGAGUCUUUCCACAUCUGACCUGACUCGCAGCAACAGUCUUGUGGCUGAAACUGUUGUCGUGGAAAUUUCCCGGGAUAACUCUGAGAAGGAGCUGGGGAUGAGGAUCGUCGGGGGCAAGGACACCCCACUGGGCAACAUUGUCGUGCAGGAGGUCCACCAGGACACCCCCUUGGGCAUGGAUGGCAAAGUGGCCCCUGGAGAUCAUGUGCUCGAGGUCAAUGGGAUCAACAUCAGCGAUGUUACCCACUCUCAAGCAAUCUCCCUGCUCCGCCAGGCGGGGCCUGUGCUUCAGCUGGUGAUCUUACAAGAGAAAGGCUUCCUGAACAAGCCACUCCAAGAUGACAGCCCGAUUCCCAGCAGGGCUGGGGAGAUCGUGCAUGUCACCCUGAUGAAGAAGGAUCGGCUGCAGCCCCUGGGUAUUAAACUGAUUCGCAAGGCUGGCAAGGCUGGGAUCUUCAUCCUAGACCUGCUGGAUGGUGGCCUGGCAGCCAAGAAUGGAAAGCUGAGCCAAAAUGACAAAGUGCUCUCCAUCAAUGGGCAGGACCUGAGACAGGGGACACCGGAGACAGCAGCCCAGAUCAUUCAGACCAGUGAGAGCAGAGUUCACUUCGUGGUCCUGAGGCCUCGAGACAGCCUGAUCAUGGAGAUGGAGACAGACUCGGGCAGCUCGAGGCCCAGCAGAAGUGGGGGCAGGAGCAGUGAAAGCGAUGGCAGCAGUGGCACCAGCAAUCACAUCAGCCUCAGCCAUGGGAACAGUCCUCCCCCAAUUUCAGUCCCUCAGUGGAAACCUGAACUGGGGCACUACCCACGGCCCCUGGCUUUCUACAAGGAUCCUCCUGCUGGCUUCCUGAGCCAGGAGAAGACUCUCACCAUAAGGAAAGACGUGAAAGAGUCCCUGGGCAUCACGAUUGGGGGCGGCCGGGAAGGCAAACACAGUGUGCCCAUCUAUGUGACCAGCGUGCAGCCUGUGGGCUGUCUUUGCCGGGAUAGUCGCAUUCAGAGAGGUAACAUUCUCCUAAGCAUCAAUGGCAUAGACUUGACAUUGCUCUCCUACCAAGAGGCAGUGGCAGUCCUCAAGUCCCAGGCAGCCUCGACCACCAUCGUCCUGAAAGCCCUGGACAUCCUGAUGCCACCUGGGAGCCUGGAGCCUUGGGCAGGUGGCCAAGAACCACCUGUGGAGUAUGGUCCUAGCUGGUCGCCCCUCUGGCUGUCGUGGCUGGGACUCCCCAGUGCCCUCCAUUUGUGCCAAGAUGUCGUGUUGCAUAAGAACACUGAUGAGAGCUGGGGCUUCAGCAUCGUAGGGGGCUUCGAGGUAUCCAAAGGCAACCAGCCCUUCUUUAUCAAGACCAUCGUGCCUGGCACUCCAGCCUUCCGGGAUCGAAGACUGAAGUGUGGUGACGAGAUCGUGGCUGUCAAUGGGACACCAGCCGCUGGCAUGAGCAAUGCCCAGCUGAUCCCCAUGCUAAAGGAACUACGGAACCGAGUAGCCCUGACUGUGGUGUCCUGGCCAGGCAGCCUGGUUUAGAGGCUCCAUCCAAGUCCUUUCAAGCUCCAGCACUCAGGACCAGCUGAGAAACGUGGACACCAGAGACUCCCCUCUUCCCUCGGGUAGUAUCCCCACUCAAUCACGUGGACCCCACCGUUUGUAAUAUCCCAAGAACUUUAAAUAGGAGAGUGCCAGCACCAGUGCCCCCGCCCUACCCCAUCAGGGCCCCAAGCCCAGAGAGAGAGGACCAGUCAAAGUCCUUCCCACCACUUUUUCAGAAGACCAAGCCUCCAUCAGUCACCUUGAGCCAAUUUCUUUCCAUUCUCAGAGACUUUCUGGUACUUAUUUGCUCUUUUCCACCUCCCAUUCCUGAGCACGUCCCCCAGGUCAGCACUUGCUGUACCCUCAGGGGAACCACGUGCACCUCAGCUGACCAAGUUUGGGAAGAGG